AUGCCAAAAUUAAAUACAACCACAUACAUUGAUUCAUCUGCAAUAUCAGUAGCUGUUAUGGCUAUGCAAAGUAUUGAUACAAAUGGAAAUUCAAUAAAAUAUUUUCAACGAUUACUUCAACGGUUUGGUGUUAUCUAUAUGGCAGUUCUAAUUAUUUUUGGAUUUAUUGGAAAUUCUAUAUCAUGUUAUGUUUUUGUUCGAAGUAAACUCAGACGUUUAAGUUGUAGUUUAUAUUUAACUGCUCUUUCUAUAUCUGACAAUGGUUAUCUUAUAUGUUUGGGACUUAUUUGGCUUGAAAAUAUACAUGUUUUUAUAUUUCAUAAUAAUGGUAUUUGCCAAAUAACUGUUUAUUUAACGACAGUUUUUAGUUCAUUAUCAGUAUGGUGUACUGUUGCAUUUACAACCGAACGUUUUGUUGUUGUUGCAUAUCCAUUAAAACGUUCACAAUACAAUUCAUCAACACGCGCUCGUUAUGCUGUUGUUAUUCUGACAUUUUUAGCUUUACUAUUGUAUUCCCCAUCAUUAUGGACAUCAGGUAUUGAACUAGCUAAAUCAGAAAGGCCAACAUUACCUCCGUAUGAAACACGUUGUGUCACGUUACGCCAAUGGCUUAAAUUUACACGUCAAAUGAAUAUAAUCGACUUUUUUUUAACAUUUAUCAUUCCUUUUUUGACUAUUGUGACAUUGAAUACAUUAAUUAUACUUAAAUCAGGUCAAUAUGAUCGUUUAUUAGAACGUAAUUAUAUUCAACCAUCAACAUAUAUAUUACAUAAUUUAUUAGAACAUCGUUUACGUCGUUCGAAAUAUCAUCGACGCAUAACUAAAAUGUUAUUAAUUAUUUCAACUACAUUUUUAUUAUUGAAUACACCGAUGCAUUUAUUAAAAGUUUAUUAUUUUUUCUUUUCAACUGAUGAUACAUACGAUGAAAAAUCUUCUUAUGAAUCGAUUAUUGAAAUGUUAACCUUUUAUUUAUUCUAUACAAAUUUUUCGAUAAACUUUUUCCUUUAUUCAUUAUGUGGAAAAAAUUUUCGUUUAUGCCUGAUGGAUCUAAUUAACCGUGCUGGUCAAUCAAGACGUAGAAACAACUUUUUAACGAACGGUCUAAUCGUAGCUGGUCAUGCUGGUCUUGGUGAAAGUCCAGUUGUUCAAUAUUUUCGACGAACACCACGUAAUCAUCUUGCUCGAAAAUUUUCAAAACGUGAAAAUAGUAGUACACUUAGUAGUGGUGGUUCUAAAGCAAAUCCGAUUUUAUCAACAUUUCAUGCAGCUACAACUGCUGCUGCUGGAACAAAUCAACAUACAAUGCAUCAAUCAUCAGCUAGUUCUUCGUUUCAGAAAAAUUCAUUGAAAAUUGAACUAUUAACAAAUCGACCAACACCCACAGUUGCUAAAUUUUAUCCGACAUUUGCGAUUAAGUGA
This is a messenger RNA of Rotaria socialis, 1419 nucleotides long. The record is from the annotation of a GenBank genome assembly. Lineage: Eukaryota; Metazoa; Rotifera; Eurotatoria; Philodinida; Philodinidae.